Messenger RNA from Aspergillus calidoustus, 759 nucleotides. The record is from the annotation of a GenBank genome assembly. Lineage: Eukaryota; Fungi; Ascomycota; Eurotiomycetes; Eurotiales; Aspergillaceae.
AUGUUUUCCGGAUCCCCUCGCAGAGUUUUGAAUGGACUGAAUCGGAGAUAUAUCUACGGUCGCCUGCCUUUACUUCACACUAUCAUUUUCCUUAUCGAGAUGGCGGCGGCUACGCGGUUGGCGGCAAAGUUCAACUCCUACUAUGCGGAGAAGCCGGUUCUCACGACCAUGGUCACCAACGCGAUCCUUGGUGGAGUUGCGGACACCGUUGCACAGUUGAUCACUGCCUUUAGGUCUCGAACGGGAAGAACCGAUGAUUUAAUGUCGAUCGAGUUCCAAGACCUUCACAAGGAGAAGCCGCCGGCUCUGGGAGAACUGGGGCAUGCGAAGCACAUGCCCCCUUCCUUUGACUUCGAGCGUCUUACACGGUUCAUGGCGUACGGUUUCUUCAUGGCUCCGAUCCAGUUCAAGUGGUUCGGCUUCCUAUCGAGGACGUUUCCGCUCGCCAAAAAGAACCCAACCUUUUCUGCACUGAAACGGGUUGCUUUCGACCAGCUCAUGUUCGCUCCUUUCGGCUUGGUGUGCUUUUUCACGUUCAUGACGGUCGCCGAGGGUGGUGGAAGACGUGCCUUGACUCGCAAACUUCAGGACGUCUACUUGCCGACGCUCAAAGCCAACUUCGUCCUCUGGCCCGCGGUCCAGAUUCUCAACUUCAGAGUGGUUCCCAUCCAAUUCCAAAUCCCAUUCGUUUCCUCAGUCGGUAUUGCCUGGACUGCAUACCUUUCUCUUACAAAUUCUGCCGAGGACGAGUCAAUGUAG